Molecule: messenger RNA, 1863 nt
Organism: Cyprinus carpio (common carp)
Lineage: Eukaryota; Metazoa; Chordata; Actinopteri; Cypriniformes; Cyprinidae
Source: RefSeq, a predicted model, not a curated record
UUCCAAUUUGCCAUUUUUCGGCUAUUAACCUGUAAUGCUAAAUGUUGGCUGUCUGUCUUUUUUAAAGCACUAGACAAAACUUUUAUUUUGGUGUGGAGUUAUGACGCCAUAAGGCUGCUGCGCACUCCCGCGUCUGUGACUCGGCUGAAAAAAAGGACAAAGUGUUCAAACAGACAGAAAAACUCUUGGAUUAACGGAGAUCCACGUGACACUGUUAUAAAGAUGGAGUUUAUUAAAGAGGAGAGUGAAGACAUGAAGAUUGAAGAAACAUUCAAACAUGAAGAUACUGAGGAACAAACAAAGAUUGAGUUUAUUAAAGAGGAGAGUGAAGACAUAAGGAUUAAAGAAACAUUCAGAGUCAAACAUGAAGAAACGGAGGCACAAACAGAAGAGAGUCAAGAACUGAAUGAAACCGAAGACAAAGAUCAAAAUGAGAAUCAGCAUGAUUUCAAAACGGAAGAAAAAUCGAUUGGUUGUUCACAGAAUGAAAAGAAUUCAACACCAAAAAAAUAUAAAAAAAUGCAAAGGACAACCCUUAAUUGCCAGAAGAGAAUUCACACUGGAGAGAAACAUUUCACCUGCCGAAAGUGUGGAGAAAUUUUCAAUAACAAAGAAAGCCUUAAAGUCCACAAGAAAAUUCACAUUGAAAAGAAACUGUCAAUAUGCUGUCAGUGUGGAAAGAGUUUUACACAGAAAAGUCACCUUAAUAUCCACAUGAGAAUUCACACUGGAGAGAGACCUUAUACCUGCAAACUGUGUGGGAAGGGUUUCAGACGAAAAGGACAACUUAAGAAUCACAUGACAGUACACACUGGAGAGAGACCACACGUGUGUAUUCAGUGUGGAAAGAAUUUUACACAGAAAAAAAACCUUGAUGUCCACAUGAGAAUUCACACUGGAGAGAAGCCUUACACCUGCGAACAGUGUGGGAAGAGUUUCAUGCGAAGUGGAGACAUUAAAACUCACAUGAGAGUUCAUACUGGAGUGAAACCUUACACCUGCAAACAGUGUGGAAAGAGUUUCACACGUCAAGAAAACUUUAAAACUCACGUGAGAGUUCACACUGGAGAGAGACCGUUCAUAUGUGGUCCGUGUGGAAGAAGUUUCUUAUAUAAAGAAAGCCUUAAUUAUCAUAUGAGAAUUCAUUCAAGAGACAACAGUUUUGCAUGUCAUCGGUGCCAAAGAAGGUUCACAGACACAGAUCAACUUCAGGAUCAUGUUAAAAUUCACAUCGGAGAAAAGCUUUUCAUGUGCCAUCACUGUGGAAAGAGUUUUAUAAACAAUGCAAACCUUGAGAAUCACAUGAGAGUUCACAAAGGAGAGAGAUCUUUCACCUGCCCUCAUUGUGGAAGGAGUUUCACCUCAAAAAGGAAUUUAAAGAUACAUGAGAGUGCACACAGGAGAAAGAUUCACAUUUCUAAGCAAACUGAAACAUAAUUUGCAAACUAAUUCUGGUAAGAAAUCACAGUUUUCCUCAGAGAGACAAGAGGUUUAAAAAAAGGGAGCGAUUUCUUGGACUACCCCAUUCUCAUUUCUUUAGAAAGGUACAGGAACGGUAUUACAUUAAAAUCAAUAUGCUAAUUUUGAAACUUACAAAUCCCCUGAGCGUCUUUGUAUGACAUCUGAACUCAAUUUGAAGGGUCUUCAUUCUAGAUUUGUUGAAUAUUUUAAGAGUUCCUCCUAUCCAACAUUUGAAGAUGUCCUGGGAGAAAGACCUCAGUAUAGAUAUUUCAAGACACUUAAGCCCCUUUCACACUGUGAUUCCGGAUAAUACAUGGGUAAUGUGUCCCGACAAUUGUUCCAGGGUCGCUAGAUUUUGCUCCUUUCACACUGCCAGUGAUUACCUGGAAUUUGUGCGUGCGU